AUGGCUUGUGAAACUACAAAGCAAGCUUGGAAUAGACUUAAGGAGGAGUUCCAAGGAAGUAAAAGCUCAAAGCAAAUGUCAGUGCUGAAUUUAAGGAGGGAAUUUGAGGUUUUAAAGAUGAAAGAAUCUAAAACUCUUAAGGAGUACACAGCUAGAUUAAUGUCUGUGGUCAACAAAAUCAUAUUAUCAAGUGAAGAUUUACUAGAUAAAAGAGUUAUGGAAAAGGGCCAGCAAGCAAAUUUUAAUGAUGAUCAACCAAAGCAACAGGAAGACCAUUUGUUCAUGGCUUCUCAAUCAUGUAGCGCAAUUGAUAAGUUUACUUGGUUCAUUAAUAGUGGUUGUACAAGUCACAUGGCUAGAGAUGAAAGCUUGUUUACCUCCUUGGACAGAUCAGUGAAAGCAACUGUGAAGAUGGGAAAUGGAGAGAUAGUUCAGGCUAUGGGCAAGGCUACUUUUGCUAUGCUAACAAAGAAAGGUACUAAGCAUAUUUUUGAUGUUCUCUACAUUCUUAGCUUAGAUAAGAAUUUAUUGAGUGUUGCUCAAAUGAUGAAAAGAGGUUAUUCUUUGUCUUUCAAAGGUUAUUAG
Messenger RNA from Hevea brasiliensis (rubber tree), 585 nucleotides. RefSeq lists its product as uncharacterized. Lineage: Eukaryota; Viridiplantae; Streptophyta; Magnoliopsida; Malpighiales; Euphorbiaceae. The record is from RefSeq and is a predicted model, not a curated record. The transcript has 2 exons. Bases 1 to 585 code for a protein of 194 amino acids.